AUGCCGACGGGGACCAUGAGGAGGAUGUUCGUCGAGUCGUCCUCGUCCGAGUCGUCCGGGAGCGGCAGGGAGGCGGAGCCGGCGGUGGUGCUGUGCGCGCCUCGCCCGCGCAGGGUGCACGCCCAGCCCUGCAGCGCCGACCUCAUCCUCGGCCCCCCACCCUUCCUCCUCAACGCCUCCUCCGGCAGCAACAGCAGAAAGGUACCGGCCGUCCUCCAAACCUCAGCCAGUUCUUGGAAGAAAUUUUCCACGUUCUUUUGUUUUUUGGUCUUGAUUUUCUUUUGUAUGGAUCUUUGUCUUACAAGAAUCUGUUCUUUCUUACUGCAGCAGAGGGAAGGGAAGAGCAAAACGCGGGAGGUCGACGACGAGUCGGAGGAGGAGGGGGAGGGGGGCUGGGCGCUGUUCGGCGGCUCGCCGCCGGCGCGCGCGGACAACCCGCUCGUCCACGACCCCCACUUCCUGCUCAACCAGCGAAACCACGCCGCCGCCGACUUCAACCUCGCGGCGGUUUUUGACCACCACCUCCACCACCACAGCCGCGCCCACCACCACCACCACAGCCGCGCCCACCACCACCACAUCCCCACCACAUAUAGCAAUAGCAAUAGCCACAGUUUUGCCCCGUCGUACACGCACGCCGCGCCGGCGGUGAGGAUCCAGGGGUUCGACGUCGCCGCCUGCCGGGGCUCCCACGGCACCAACGGCGGAGGCCGCGUGCUCUCCGCCCGCGCCUGA
Molecule: messenger RNA, 735 nt
Organism: Triticum turgidum subsp. durum (durum wheat)
Lineage: Eukaryota; Viridiplantae; Streptophyta; Magnoliopsida; Poales; Poaceae
Source: the annotation of a GenBank genome assembly